This is a messenger RNA of Cercocebus atys (sooty mangabey), 15856 nucleotides long. It is a transcript of the gene VPS13B, whose product is annotated as vacuolar protein sorting 13 homolog B (yeast). Bases 2129 to 14011 code for a protein of 3960 amino acids. NCBI's taxonomy places the organism in Eukaryota, Metazoa, Chordata, Mammalia, Primates, Cercopithecidae. The record is from RefSeq and is a predicted model, not a curated record. The transcript has 61 exons.
GAAAAGAAAAUACCUUUUUUGGUUACCUCAAGGAAGAUCCAUUUGUUAUAACAAUCAUCAUUUGUGUUUCACCUUUUACAGUAUAUAUAAAUAUAUGUUAUUUAUUUAUUUUUCUUUCCUCUGUGAUUUUGAAAUUGAAACUAUCUUGCUUAUAGUCAGAUCAUAUGUCUCAAAAUUCCAUGUUCUAAUCCAGAAAGUUACCUCUUGUGUUAAUGUUUGGUUAGUAGCAUUCUGAUGACACUAAGUUCUUGAGUUUGAUUCAGGUGUCUUUAAACAUCUGUACUCUGAGAACUCUGAGACAAUCUGAUUUAUGCCCUUAGACUGCAACUUUGAUAGCCAUUUUUCAAAUAUAUCAUUGUUACACAAGGCACAGGGUGGGAGAGGUGGAAUUGUAAUCUGCUCAUUGUCCAGUUAGGUAGAUAAAUAGCCAGUGGAAACAUUUUCAGUGCUGAUAAUGGAAGUGUAGAGGCAGUAUUAUAGUGGUUAAGAGCCAUGGCUCUGGCAUAAUAUUUCUUAAUUUUGAGUCCAGGCUCUCCUAGAUGUUUCAUUUUGGGAAGAUUCUUGACCCUUCAUGUCUCAGAUUCUUCACUGUAAAAUGGGGAUAAUGGUAUUUACAUUUUGUGGUUCUUAGGAGGAGUAAAUAAUUGUUUACAAGUAAGGUGCUUAGAAUAGUGCCUGGUACAUACUCAGUGCUUAGUAAAUAUUGCUUUUGUUACAGGCACUGAUCAAUAUGUAAUCUUGUGCUAGCUGAACAAUGCUUGAAGAAAUUAAUGCAUUUUAAAAAUACUGUGAUAAUGACAAAGAUCUAAAAAUUGUGACAUUCUAUUAGCAUAGAGUACUAACAAUAAACUUAAUAGCUGCCCUUUAAAAAAAAAAACCUCUGGUUGAAGAAACAAAUUAGGCCCAUACUUUUGUAAUUAUAAUAAUAAUAUUUAGCACCUUUAUAAUGAUUUCUCUGUGAGGAAGGUAGUAUUCUAAGCUUUAUAUAGAUUAAUUGAUCUAAUAUUCAAAAUAUAGUAUUUUUAUACAAAUUUUAAAGAUAAUGAAACUGAGGCACAGAUACAAUAAAGUCUUUGCUGGCUGCAGAGUUAUUGGUCUUAAUCACUUUGCUAUACUGUCUGUAUUUAGGUAUAUUGCUACUGUGUUGCUGAACCAACUAGGUAGGCUAAAAUGUGAAUGAAUAAGCUUAAUAUUUUUAUUAACUUUCACAAAUAGAGUUACAAUAACUGUAAAAAAUGUGAUGGGAAUACAUUUUUUUCUUUGUCCUUUGUUGAUUUGUAAACAAAUUGUAUCUAGAAGUGAGACAAAUGAGCAUAAAGCAAUUUUGGUGAAAUUUUUCAUGUCUAAUCUUUUAUCUAAUGAUAAUGGAAAGCAGUCAGAAAAUAUUUAAAAUUUAGGACCAAGUAGUAUCCAGUUCAAUUUUACAUUAGGUGAAGUGGAAUACAUUUUUUUUUUUUAGGUUGAUCAGUUUUCAUUUUGUCAAGUUAUUCUCAAAUCUCCAGUUGAGCUCCCCUUUCAACUUGACUUAGAAUACUGUUCUAUUAGUUUAAAACAUAUUUUGAAGACAUAUUUUUAGAUGGAGACUUAAAAAAUUACAUCAUUUCAGGUAUCUCAAGUACUGCUGCUAUAUACUGUUGUACUACCAUCUAUGAGCUUACAUCAUGUACCAAGUAUUAUAUAUUAUUUCCAUUCAGCAAAGUAGGAGACAGGCCUAGAGUACUUAAGUAACUUAUUAAAUGUAACUUGUACUAUAAAUUAUUAUUUAUCAUUAAGUAUGGCCUAACAAGGUAUUUGAUGCUACUUUUUGAUAAACAGUAAUUCUCAAAAUAUUUUUGUGUUGGACAUUUUAUUUCUCUUUUAAGAAAGGAAUUUGUACAUUAGAAUGAAAAAUAUUAAGCACUAAACAGUAAGUCCCCAAAUAUUCUUGUGUUGGAAAUUUUAUUUUUUAAAAAAGGAAUUUGCAUAUUAUAAUAAAAAAUAUUAAACACUUACUAACUUAUGCAAUGUUUUGUGUUUUAAGGAACUGAAAUUACCAUUCACUUUUUUGAGUGGACAUAUUCAUGAAUUAAGGAUUCAUGUACCAUGGACAAAACUGGGUUCAGAACCAGUGGUAAUUACCAUCAAUACUAUGGAAUGCAUUUUGAAACUUAAGGAUGGAAUACAGGAUGACCAUGAAAGCUGUGGUUCUAAUUCCACCAACCGUAGUACUACUGAGAACACAAAAUCAUCAAUCAAACUACGGAGAAUUCAGCAGGCUGCUCCUACAGAUCCUGACUUACCACCAGGUUAUGUGCAGAGUCUGAUUAGACGAGUUGUAAAUAAUGUAAACAUUGUGAUAAAUAAUCUCAUAUUAAAAUAUGUUGAAGACGAUAUCGUUCUUUCAGUCAACAUCACUUCUGCAGAAUGUUACACAGUAGGUGAAUUAUGGGAUCGUGCAUUCAUGGAUAUUUCUGCAACUGAUUUGGUGCUGAGAAAGGUUAUCAAUUUUUCUGACUGUACAGUUUGUCUUGAUAAACGGAAUGCCAGUGGUAAAAUAGAAUUUUACCAGGAUCCUUUAUUGUACAAAUGUUCCUUCAGAACUCGUCUUCAUUUUACAUAUGAUAACCUAAAUUCCAAGAUGCCAUCUGUUAUUAAAAUUCAUACUUUAGUAGAAAGUUUGAAACUUUCUAUCACAGAUCAACAACUGCCUAUGUUUAUUCGUAUAAUGCAACUUGGAAUUGCUCUUUACUACGGAGAAAUAGGCAGUUUUAAAGAAGGCGAAAUAGAGGACCCUACUUGUCAUAAUAAAGAUAUGCUAGGAAACAUUACAGGUUCUGAAGAUGAAACAAGAAUAGAUAUGCAAUAUCCUACUCAGUAUAAAGGUCAAGAGUUAUAUUCACAGCAAGAUGAGGAGCAGCCACAGGGAUGGGUAUCAUGGGCCUGGUCCUUUGUGCCUGCAAUUGUGAGUUAUGACGAUGGCGAGGAAGACUUUGUUGGGAAUGAUCCUGCAUCAACCACGCAUCAGCAAAAAGCACAGGCUUUGAAGGAUCCUAUUGUUUCUAUAGGAUUUUAUUGCACAAAGGCAACGGUGACUUUCAAACUCACAGAAAUGCAAGCUGAGAGUAGUUAUUACAGUCCACAGAAAGUAAAAUCUAAAGAAGUAUUGUGUUGGGAACAAGAAGGAACUACAGUUGAGGCCCUUAUGAUGGGAGAACCUUUCUUUGAUUGCCAGAUUGGGUUUGUUGGUUGCAGAGCCAUGUGCCUUAAAGGAAUUAUGGGUGUUAAAGAUUUUGAAGAGAAUAUGAAUAGAAGUCAAACUGAAGCCUGUUUCUUCAUUUGUGGUGAAAAUUUGAGUACUAAAGGUUUCACAUACCUUACAAAUUCAUUGUUUGAUUACCGAAGCCCAGAAAAUAAUGGUACUCGUGCAGAGUUUAUCUUGGAUUCAACUCAUCAUAAGGAGACAUACACUGAGAUAGCUGGAAUGCAACGGUUUGGGGCUUUUUAUAUGGAUUACCUGUAUACAAUGGAGAACACUAGUGGCAAAGGUUCCACAAAUCAACAAGACUUUUCUUCAGGGAAAAGUGAAGAUUUGGGAACAGUUCAGGAGAAGUCCACCAAAAGUCUUGUUAUAGGUCCUCUUGAUUUUCGUUUGGAUAGCAGUGCGGUGCAUAGGAUUUUGAAAAUGAUUGUGUGUGCCUUGGAACAUGAAUAUGAACCAUAUAGCAGGCUAAAAUCAGAUAUUAAGGAUGAAAAUGAAACAAUACUGAAUCCUGAAGAGGUAGCUUUUCUAGAGGAAUAUAUUCCUACUCGACAUACAAGUGUUACUCUCCUCAAAUGUACCUGCACAAUUUCCAUGGCUGAAUUCAACUUGCUGGACCAUUUGCUACCUGUCAUUAUGGGAGAAAAGAACUCAAGUAACUUCAUGAACACUACAAACUUCCAGUCUCUUCGGCCUUUGCCAUCCAUUCGAAUAUUGGUGGAUAAAAUUAAUGUGGAACAUUCAGUGCCGAUGUAUGCUGAACAGUUGGUGCAUGUGGUCAGCAGCCUUACUCAGCCUUCUGAUAACCUGCUUCAUUAUUGUUAUGUACACUGCUAUCUUAAGGUGAAGAGAAGGAGGAAAUGGAGGGCGGAAGGAAAGUCGGCUGAAAUUAUAUUUGGUUUCCAGGCAGGACUGACAUCUUUGGAUUGCAGUGGAUCUUACUGCUUACCUGUACCAAUUAUUCCCUCUUUCAGCACCGCUCUUUAUGGUAAACUUCUGAAACUCCCCACGUACUGGACCAAAAGAUCUCAGAUUGCUAUAACUGAAGGUAUAUUUGAACUUCCAAAUCUCACAAUUCAAGCUACAAGAGCACAGACACUUCUCUUGCAAGCAAUAUAUCAAAGUUGGUCUCAUCUUGGAAGUGUCAGCUCUUCUGCAGUGAUUGAAGCUUUGAUAAAUGAAGUCUUCCUAAGUAUAGGUGUGAAAUCUAAGAAUCUCCUGCCAACUCUUGAAGGCUCAAUCCAGAAUGUUGAAUUGAAGUACUGCAGCACAUCAUUGGUCAAAUGUGCCUCUGGGACCAUGGGAUCAAUAAAAAUUUGUGCCAAAGCCCCAGUUGAUAAUGGAAAAGAGAAGUUGAUUCCCUUGCUUCAGGGUCCUUCCGACACUAAAGACCUUCAUGGCACCAAGUGGCUCAAUGAGAGUAGAAAGCCAGAGUCUCUAUUAGCUCCAGAUUUGAUGGCCUUCACAAUCCAAGUUCCACAAUAUAUUGACUACUGCCACAAUUCUGGUGCUGUACUUCUUUGCAGUAUACAAGGACUAGCAGUUAAUAUUGACCCAAUCUUAUAUACAUGGCUCAUCUAUCAGCCUCAGAAACGAACAAGUAGACAUAUGCAACAGCAGCCUGUGGUAGCUAUUCCUCUUGUUAUGCCAGUUUGUAGAAGGAAAGAGGAUGAGGUGUCUAUUGGAAGUGCACCCUUGGCAAAGCAGCAAUCAUAUCAGGCCUCUGAAUAUGCCAGCAGCCCUAUAAAAACAAAAACGGUAACAGAAUCCCGCCCAUUGUCAGUUCCUGUUAAAGCCAUGUUGAAUAUAUCUGAAAGCUGUAGAAGUCCUGAAGAAAGAAUGAAGGAAUUUAUUGGAAUAGUUUGGAAUGCAGUGAAGCAUCUCACACUACAGCUUGAAGUACAAUCUUGUUGUGUGUUUAUUCCAAAUGAUAGCCUGCCUUCCCCAAGUACAAUUAUAUCUGGUGACAUUCCUGGAACAGUGAGAAGUUGGUACCAUGGACAAACCAGUAUGCCAGGAACACUUGUCCUCUGUUUGCCUCAAAUAAAGAUUAUUAGUGCUGGGCACAAGUACAUGGAACCUCUGCAGGAGAUUCCAUUUGUUAUCCCACGACCCAUCCUCGAAGAAGGUGAUGCUUUUCCUUGGACGAUCAGCUUACAUCAUUUCAGCAUAUAUACCCUUCUUGGAAAACAAGUGACACUUUGCCUAGUGGAACCUAUGGGUUGCACCUCCACUCUAGCUGUCACGUCUCAAAAACUACUUGCUACGGGACCUGAUACACGACAUUCAUUUGUUGUCUGUCUCCAUGUUGACCUAGAGUCACUAGAGAUAAAAUGCUCUAAUCCGCAGGUCCAGCUUUUCUAUGAACUAACUGAUACCAUGAAUAAGGUCUGGAAUAAGAUUCAGAAGAGAGGCAAUCUCAACCUAUCUACAACCUCUCCAGAGACCAUGGCAGGGCCUGUUCCUACUUCUCCAGUUAGAAGCAGUAUAGGCACGGCUCCUCCAGAUACCAGCACAUGCAGCCCAUCUGCUGACAUUGGGACUACUACUGAGGGAGAUUCUAUACAAGCAGGUGAGGACUCACCAUUCUCAGAUUCUGUCACCUUGGAACAAACUACAAGUAAUAUUGGCGGAACCAGUGGACGUGUUAGUUUAUGGAUGCAGUGGGUGCUUCCCAAAGUUACUGUAAAGCUCUUUGCUCCAGAUCCUGAAAAUAAAGGCACAGAGGUUUGUAUGGUCUGUGAACUAGAAGAUCUCAGUGCUUCCAUAGAUGUCCAGGAUGUAUAUACCAAAGUGAAAUGUAAAAUAGAGAGUUUCAAUAUUGAUCACUAUAGAAGCAGCCUUGGGGAAGAGUGUUGGUCUUUGGGGCAAUGUGGAGGUGUCUUCCUUUCCUGUACUGACAAGCUGAACAGACGCACCUUGUUGGUUCGACCCAUCAGCAAGCAGGACCCUUUCAGUAAUUGCUCUGGCUUCUUUCCUUCUACAACUACAAAACUUCUAGAUGGCACUCAUCAGCAGCAUGGAUUCCUCUCUCUGACAUACACAAAAGCUGUAACAAAAAAUGUCCGUCACAAGUUAACAUCAAGAAAUGAGCGAAGAAGUUUUCAUAAGUUAUCUGAAGGCUUAAUGGAUGGUUCUCCUCAUUUUCUUCAUGAAAUUCUUCUUUCAGCACAAGCUUUUGAUAUUGUUCUUUAUUUUCCUUUACUUAAUGCCAUUGCAAGUAUAUUUCAAGCAAAACUACCAAAGACCCAAAAAGAGAAAACAAAAUCUCCUGGUCAGCCCAUGAGGACCCAUACACUGACAUCCCGCAAUUUACCUUUGAUUUAUAUCAACACAAGUGUAAUCAGAAUUUUUAUUCCAAAAACAGAAGAAAUGCAGCCAACUGUUGAAGUUAAUCAGGCAGCAAAAGAAGACACCGUGGUUUUGAAGAUUGGCUCUGUUGCCAUGGCUCCCCAGGCUGACAAUCCCCUUGGCAGAUCUGUCCUUAGGAAAGAUAUUUACCAUUUUUUUCACUGCCUUUACAGGAGAGCCUUGAACUUAGGAAUUCUUCGAGAUCCUGGAUCAGAAAUUGAAGACAGACAAUACCAAAUAGACCUGCAGUCUAUCAAUAUUGGUACUGCACAAUGGGAUCAACUAAAACCAGAGAAGGAAAGUGUCUCAGGAGGGGUGCUAACAGAGACUGAAAGGAAUUCUCAAAAUCCAGCCCUUGAGUGGAAUAUGGCCAGCAGCAUACGGCGGCAUCAAGAAAGGAGAGCAAUUUUGACUCCCAUUUUGACAGAUUUUUCUGUCCGAAUAACUGGAGCACCGGCUAUCAUUUUCACCAAAAUCAUUUCUCCAGAAAAUCUGCAUACUGAGGAGAUUUUAGUGUGUGGCCAUUCCUUAGAAGUGAAUAUAACCACAAACCUGGACUUCUUCCUAAGUGUGGCUCAAGUUCAACUCUUACAUCAGUUAAUAGUAGCAAAUAUGACUGGACUGGAACCAUCAAACAAGGCUGCAGAGAUCUCUAAACAAGAACAGAAAAAAGUGGAUACAUUUGAUGGAGGCAUGGCUGAAACCUCAUCUCGGUACAGUGGUGCUCAGGAUAGUGGAAUUGGCAGUGACAGUGUUAAAAUCAGAAUAGUGCAAAUAGAGCAGCACAGUGGUGCCAGCCAGCAUCGCAUUGCCCGUCCCUCACGCCAAUCAUCAAUUGUAAAAAAUCUAAAUUUUAUUCCCUUUGACAUAUUUAUUACUGCAAGUAGAAUCUCACUAAUGACCUACUCCUGUAUGGCCUUAUCCAAAUCGAAAUCACAAGAACAGAAGGAUAAUGAAAAAACAGACAAGAGUUCAUUAAAUCUCCCAGAAGUUGAUUCAGAUGUUGCUAAGCCCAACCAGGCAUGUAUUUCCACAGUGACAGCAGAAGAUCUCUUAAGGAGCAGCAUUUCUUUUCCUUCAGGGAAAAAAAUAGGGGUCCUCUCUCUUGAAAGUAUUCAUGCAUCCACAAGGUCAUCUGCUAGACAAGCACUUGGUAUAACUAUUGUUCGGCAGCCUGGUCGAAGAGGAACUGGUGACUUACAGCUAGAACCUUUUCUGUACUUUAUUGUGUCCCAGCCUUCCUUGCUUCUGAGUUGUCACCACAGAAAGCAGCGAGUGGAAGUAUCCAUUUUUGAUGCUGUGCUUAAAGGGGUGGCCUCUGAUUACAAAUGUACAGAUCCUGGGAAGACUCUGCCUGAAGCCCUUGAUUAUUGCACUGUUUGGCUACAAACAGUGCCUGGAGAAAUAGACAGCAAAAGUGGUAUUCCACCUUCCUUUAUAACACUACAGAUUAAAGACUUUCUGAAUGGACCAGCGGAUGUCAAUUUGGAUAUAUCAAAGCCUUUGAAAGCAAACCUGAGUUUCACCAAAUUGGAUCAGAUACACCUUUUUUUAAAGAAGAUAAAAAAUGCACACAGUUCGGCACAUAAUGAAGAGACUUCAGCCAUGUCCAACACCAUGGUGAAUAAGGAUGAUCUUCCAGUCUCCAAAUAUUACCGUGGAAAGCUGUCUAAACCCAAAGUUCAUGGUGAUGGAGUGCAAAAGAUUUCAGCUCAAGAAAACAUGUGGAGAGCUGUUUCCUGCUUUCAAAAAAUUUCUGUUCAAACUACUCAGAUUGUGAUCUCCAUGGAAACUGUACCCCAUACCAGUAAACCAUGCCUGUUAGCAUCUCUCUCAAACCUCAAUGGAAGCCUUAGUGUCAAAGCAGCACAAAAAGUACCUGGCGUAAUUCUUGGGUCAUCAUUUCUACUCACUAUAAACGAUUUUCUCCUUAAAACAAGUCUCAAAGAAAGAAGCCGCAUUCUGAUAGGACCAUGUUGUGCUACUGCCAAUCUGGAAGCUAAAUGGUGUAAACACAGCGGCAAUCCAGGCCCGGAGCAAUCCAUACCAAAAAUAUCCAUUGACUUAAGAGGGGGUCUGCUACAGGUCUUCUGGGGUCAAGAACAUUUGAAUUGUUUAGUUCUCCUACAUGAAUUACUCAAUGGAUACCUUAGUGAGGCGGGAAAUUUUGAAGUACAAGUUUCUGAACCAGUACCUCAAAUGUCAUCUCCUGUGGAAAAGAAUCAGACAUUUAAAAGUGAACAAACUUCAGAUGACCUACGGACAGGUCUAUUUCAAUAUGUACAGGAUGCUGAAUAUUUGAAAUUGCCUGGGGUCUAUGAAGUCUUAUUUUAUAAUGAAACUGAAGAUUGCCCAGGGAUGAUGUUAUGGAGAUACCCAGAACCUAGAGUGCUCACCCUUGUCCGAAUAACUCCUGUGCCUUUUAACACCACAGAGGAUCCAGAUAUUAGCACAGCAGACCUUGGUGAUGUGCUACAGGUUCCUUGUAGCUUGGAAUACUGGGAUGAACUCCAGAAGGUUUUUGUUGCAUUUAGAGAAUUUAGUCUGUCUGAAAGCAAAGUUUGUGAACUGCAGUUGCCGGAUGUCAAUCUUGUGAAUGACCAGAAGAAAUUAGUAUCUUCAGAUCUUUGGAGAAUUGUCUUGAACAGCAGUCAAAAUGGAGCUGAUGACCAAAGCUCUGCAAGUGAGUCUGGUUCUCAAAGCACUUGUGAUCCACUUGUGACUCCAACAGCCCUGGCUGCCUGUACCAGAGUUGACUCCUGCUUUACCCCAUGGUUUGUCCCAUCCCUUUGCGUUUCCUUCCAGUUUGCUCACCUGGAAUUUCAUCUUUGUCAUCACCUUGACCAACUAGGCACAGCUGCACCACAGUACCUACAGCCAUUUGUUUCUGAUAGAAAUAUGCCAUCUGAACUAGAAUACAUGAUUGUUUCCUUCAGAGAACCACACAUGUAUCUUCGACAGUGGAAUAAUGGUUCUGUCUGUCAGGAGAUCCAGUUCUCAGCUCAAGCAGACUGUAAACUUCUAGAGUGCAGAAAUGUCACUAUGCAAAGUGUGGUGAAACCCUUCAGCAUCUUCGGGCAGAUGGCAGUUUCCAGCGAUGUAGUAGAAAAGCUGCUUGACUGCACUGUGAUAGUUGAUUCUAUAUUUGUAAACGUUGGACAGCAUGUAGUCCAUUCUCUAAACACUGCAAUACAAGCUUGGCAACAGAACAAAUGCCCUGAGGUAGAGGAGUUGGUCUUCAGCCAUUUUGUGAUCUGUAAUGACACACAGGAGACACUGCGGUUUGGCCAGGUGGAUACUGAUGAAAAUAUUCUGCUGGCGAGUCUCCACAGUCACCAGUACAGCUGGCGCUCUCACAAAUCCCCACAGCUGUUACACAUCUGUAUUGAAGGUUGGGGCAACUGGCGUUGGUCAGAGCCUUUCAGUGUGGACCAUGCCGGGACUUUUAUUAGAACAAUUCAGUACAGGGGUCGAACUGCUUCUCUCAUCAUCAAGGUUCAGCGACUCAAUGGAGUACAAAAACAGAUUAUCAUCUGUGGAAGACAGAUCAUCUGUAGUUACUUGUCUCAAAGCAUAGAACUAAAAGUCGUUCAGCAUUACAUUGGUCAAGAUGGACAAGCUGUAGUUCGGGAACAUUUUGACUGCCUCACAGCCAAACAGAAACUGCCUUCAUAUAUACUAGAAAACAAUGAACUGACAGAGCUGUGUGUGAAGGCCAAAGGAGAUGAAGACUGGUCAAGAGAUGUGCGCCUGGAAUCCAAAGCCCCUGAAUACAGCAUUGUCAUUCAGGUGCCAUCUUCAAACAGUUCCAUUAUUUAUGUCUGGUGCACAGUUUUGACUUUAGAACCCAACUCUCAAGUGCAACAACGAAUGAUUGUGUUCAGCCCUCUUUUUAUCAUGAAGAGUCAUCUUCCAGACCCCAUUAUCAUACAUUUGGAGAAAAGGAGUCUGGGAUUGAGUGAAACACAAAUUAUUCCAGGAAAAGGGCAGGAAAAACCACUGCAAAACAUAGAACCUGACCUUGUACAUCACCUGACAUUCCAAGCAAGAGAAGAAUAUGAUCCUUCAGAUUGUGCAGUUCCCAUCUCAACAUCCCUCAUUAAGCAAAUAGCCACUAAGGUACACCCUAGAGGCACAGUUAAUCAGAUCCUUGACGAAUUCUAUGGGCCAGAAAAGUCGCUUCAACCCAUAUGGCCCUAUAAUAAGAAGGAUUCUGACAGGAAUGAACAGCUAAGUCAGUGGGAUAGCCCAAUGCGAGUGAAGCUGUCAAUCUGGAAGCCAUAUGUUAGAACUUUGUUGAUAGAACUUCUGCCCUGGGCCCUGCUUAUCAAUGAGUCCAAGUGGGACCUCUGGCUAUUUGAAGGAGAGAACAUUGUUCUACAGGUUCCUGCUGGCAAAAUUAUUAUUCCUCCUAAUUUUCAGGAAGCUUUUCAAAUUGGAAUAUACUGGGCAAAUACAAACACUGUGCACAAGUCAGUAGCAAUUAAACUGGUCCAUAACCUGACAUCUCCAAAGUGGAAAGAUGGAGGUAAUGGCGAAGUUGUGACAUUGGAUGAAGAAGCAUUUGUUGAUACUGAAGUAAGACUUGGUGCUUUGCCAGGACAUCAGAAGUUAUGUCAGUUCUGCAUUUCCUCCACGGUACAGCAAGGUAUACAAAUUAUUCAGAUUGAAGACAAGACUACAAUAAUCAACAAUACACCAUAUCAAAUAUUUUAUAAACCACAGCUAUCUGUCUCCAGUUCCCUUUCUGGAAAGGAGUAUUUUCAUGUUCCAGACAGUGCUACUUUUAGCAUUUGCCCAGGUGGAGAGCAGCCUGCUAUGAAAUCCAGCUCCCUUCCUUGCUGGGACUUGAUGCCUGCCAUUAGUCAGUCAGUGCUGGAUGCAUCCCUGCUUCAGAAACAGAUCAUGCUGGGCUUUUCUCCUGCCCCAGGUGCUGACAGCUCACAGUGCUGGAGCCUGCCAGCUAUAGUUAGACCAGAGUUUCCCAGACAGAGUGUGGCAGUACCCCUUGGGAAUUUCCGGGAAAAUGGAUUCUGUACCAGGGCUAUAGUGCUGACAUAUCAAGAACACCUUGGAGUGACUUACUUAACCCUCUCAGAAGACCCUAGUCCUCGAGUAAUUAUCCACAACAGAUGUCCAGUAACAGUGCUUAUAAAGGAAAACAUUAAAGAUAUUCCAAAGUUUGAGGUUUAUUGCAAAAAAAUUCCCUCCGAGUGCUCAAUUCAUCAUGAGCUGUAUCAUCAGAUUUCCAGUUAUCCGGACUGCAAGACCAAAGACUUACUUCCGAGCCUCCUUUUGAGAGUUGAACUGCUAGAUGAAGUAACAACUGAGUGGAGUGAUGCCAUCGACAUCAACAGUCAGGGAACACAGGUUGUGUUCCUGACUGGCUUUGGCUAUGUGUAUGUGGACACUGUACAUCAGUGUGGCACAGUCUUCAUCACUGUGGCCCCAGAAGGAAAAGCAGGACCUAUUUUAACCAACAGCAAUAGAGCCCAGGAGAAGAUUGUUACAUUCAAAAUGUUUAUCACUCAGUUGAGUCUGGCAGUGUUUGAUGACCUCACCCACCACAAAGCAUCACCUGAGCUUCUGAGACUCACACUGGACAAUGUUUUUCUCUGCAUGGCCCCAGGAGCUGGUCCCCUCCCUGGGGAAGAGCCUGCGGCUGCGCUGUUUGAACUUUACUGUGUGGAGAUCUGCUGUGGGGACCUGCAGCUAGACAACCAGCUUUAUAACAAAUCCAAUUUCCACUUUGCUGUUUUAGUCUGCCAGGGAGAAAAAGCAGAACCCAUUCAGUGUUCUAAAAUGCAGAGUCUCCUCAUAUCUAACAAAGAGCUGGAAGAAUACAAGGAAAACUGUUUUAUCAAACUUUGCAUCACCUUAAAUGAAGGCAAGAGCAUCCUCUGUGAUAUUAACGAGUUCAGCUUUGAAUUAAAACCUGCUCGGUUGUAUGUGGAAGACACAUUUGUAUACUACAUCAAGACUUUGUUUGACACUUACCUUCCUAACAGCAGGUUGGCUGGUCACUCCAUGCACCUCUCUGGGGGUAAACAGAUGUUGCCCAUGCAGGUCACACAGCACGCCAGGGCCUUGGUGAAUCCUGUGAAGUUACGGAAACUGGUGAUCCAGCCAGUGAAUUUGCUCGUCAGCAUCCACGCUUCCCUCAAGCUGUACAUAGCCUCAGACCACACUCCUCUCUCGUUCUCGGUGUUUGAAAGAGGACCCAUCUUCACCACUGCAAGGCAGCUUGUGCACGCCCUGGCAAUGCACUAUGCCGCGGGGGCCCUUUUCAGAGCAGGCUGGGUAGUUGGGUCUCUGGAGAUUAUUGGCAGCCCUGCAAGCCUGGUGAGAAGCAUCGGGAACGGGGUCGCUGACUUCUUCAGGCUUCCGUACGAGGGGCUGACCCGGGGCCCCGGAGCCUUCGUGAGUGGCGUCUCCAGAGGGACUACAUCGUUUGUAAAGCACAUCUCCAAAGGUACCCUCACAUCCAUCACCAACCUGGCCACAAGCCUGGCCCGGAACAUGGACCGGCUCUCACUGGAUGAGGAGCACUACAACCGGCAGGAGGAGUGGCGGCGGCAGCUCCCCGAGAGCCUGGGCGAGGGGCUUCGACAGGGCCUGUCCCGGCUGGGCAUCAGCCUGCUUGGUGCAAUUGCCGGUAUAGUUGAUCAGCCGAUGCAGAACUUCCAGAAAACAUCUGAGGCACAUGCUUCAGCAGGACACAAGGCCAAGGGUGUCAUCUCAGGUGUGGGGAAAGGAAUCAUGGGGGUGUUCACAAAGCCCAUCGGAGGAGCUGCUGAGCUGGUGUCACAGACUGGUUACGGUAUUUUACAUGGAGCUGGACUUUCUCAGCUUCCCAAACAGCGCUAUCAGCCAAGUGAUCUACAUGCUGACCAGGCUCCAAACAGCCAUGUCAAAUAUGUCUGGAAAAUGCUUCAGUCUCUGGGCAGACCAGAAGUCCACAUGGCCCUGGACGUGGUUUUGGUGAGGGGCUCAGGCCAGGAGCAUGAAGGGUGCUUGCUGCUGACAUCAGAAGUGCUCUUCGUGGUGAGUGUCAGCGAGGACACACAGCAGCAGGCUUUCCCCGUCACAGAAAUCGACUGUGCACAGGACAGCAAGCAGAACAGCCUACUCACAGUGCAGCUGAAGCAGCCAAGAGUGACCUGUGAUGUGGAGGUAGAUGGAGUCCGAGAGAGACUGUCAGAGCAACAGUACAACAGACUUGUGGACUACAUCACAAAGACAUCUUGUCACCUGGCCCCUAGCUGUUCUUCCAUGCAAAUACCAUGCCCUGUGGUGGCUGCAGAACCUCCCCCCUCCACUGUUAAAACAUACUAUUACUUGGUUGAUCCACAUUUUGCUCAGGUCUUCCUUAGUAAAUUUACCAUGGUGAAAAAUAAAGCCCUGAGGAAAGGGUUUCCUUGAGUCCCCUCUGAGGUAUUGAUUCGUACUUGUGUGAUUUAGUUUUUGGGUUUCUUUGAGACAGGGUCUCACUACAUUGCCCAUGCUGACAUCAAAUUCUGUGGUUCAAGCAAUCCUCCCACCUCAACCCACAAGUAGCUAGGACUGCAGACACAUGCCACCAUACAGGGCUGCAUUUUUUUUAAAAAGCCUAGGCAGCUCUAACAUCUGAUAUGGACACAAGGCCAACAGUUUCCUUAUUUAGAUCCUUACCUCUAAAAGAUACUUCAAAGUGACAAAACCGUGUUCCUUUCCCACUUACAAUGAUUAGCAGGUCCCUUACCACAUACAGAGGAUGCAUUUCUUUUUGCUCUAUGACACUUGCAAAAAUUGCUACUGUAAUUUGGAUCUAUUAACUCUCUGUUCCAUCACAGAAUGUGGCCAGGCCUUACAAUGGAGAGCCAGAGUUAAAACUUAAAAGUUGCAUCUGUUUUUGGGCUGAGUCACCACGUUUGCCUCAUGCUCUUUGGUCUGGAAAGGCCUAGGAUUCUUUAAAUGAAAUGCUUAGGACUUUGUGGCUUAUUACAUUUGUCACUUAACUGCAAUGCUGUUCUUUGAUUGAAAGCUGCUAUGUGUAUUUUCUCUGAAGUCUGCAUUUUACUAAAAUUUACAAAACAGUCUGAUUACUGUCCAGGUACAUUUUAGAAAAAGUGUUUUUCCAGUUUGUGUUUUACUAAGCAAACUUUGAGUAAAUCCUUUGUCCUAUAUUGAAUCCAGUCCCAAAGUGCUCAGGUGACUUUCUCUAGUUCCAUAAACAAAACAUACAUAGUGGGAACUCCCUGGUAUGCCGUAGAGCACACAACCCCAAUAUUAAUGCUAAUAAUUAUACCAGUCCAUUUCGUUUAUUCUGUGGAAUUGACUCGAUAAAGCAUGAAGAUAUUCCCAGUGUCUGAUAAUAUUUUGCACCUAAGAAUGCGUUUGACUCAAGAUCUUGGGUUACCAAGAUGUCUUCAAUGUUCAGUAAAUUAUCUUACUUACAGUCCAGUAACUUAGAACAUGUUUGCUGAUUACAUUUAAAUUUGGGGCUACAGCUUGUUACCUACAACUUUGAGAUGCUAAGAUAAUGCAAUUUUAAAUGCCCACGGGUUUUACUUGUUUUGGAGACAGACAGGGUCUCAUUCUGUCACCCAGACUAGAGUACAGUGGAACAGUCAUGGCUCACUGCAGCUUAAGCUCACUGCCUGGGCUCAAGGGAUCUCACUCCAGCCUCCCAAGCGGCUGAGACUGCACCACCACAGGUAUACAUCACCAUACCUGGCUGAUUUUUUAAAUUUUUUCUAGAGAUAAGGUCUCGCUAUGUUGCCUAGGCUGGUCUCAUACUCCUGAGUUCAAGCAUUCCUCCCACCUUCGCCUCCCAAACUGUUGGGAUUACAGGUGUGAGCCACCAUGCCCAACAUCCACUGAUCUUCAACUCUCACAUGUUGGGCAUAAGAAGUCACUAUGUAAUUGUUACUGGAAAGCAAGAUUUAAUGAACAAUUCUGACUAUGAAAAAUGGCUCUUUGUUUGUUCUGUAAAUACUCAUUUAGAAAAGUGACAGUUGUGAACCUCAAAAGUAUUUCUAAAAAUGUAAAUAUGUAUUAAUCCUUGUAUCUUUUAUGGUAAUUUUGCAUAUUGAUAUGAAUUAUAUAAAACUGUUUAAAAGGUAUCCUUGAAUUACUGACCACCCAUACAUGUCUAUUGUUACCAGGUUUUACAAUGCAAAUUUUCUCUAAUACCUGGGUUUAAUACAGCUCACAUCACUGAAUUUUACAAGAGUUUAAAUGGGUUAAUAUACAGGUUUUGUUAUAAUAAAGUUACUGAUUAAAUUA